AUGGAAUCACCGCUAGAUUUCACAAAUGAUUUGGAUAUUGCCGUAUUAGAUCAGGUUGUCGAUACGUUUUACAAGGGGUCGGGUGUGCAACAAAAGCAGGCUCAAGAGAUCUUGACAAAGUUUCAAGAGCAUCCUGAUGCGUGGCAAAGGGCUGAUAAAAUCUUACAAUUCUCUAACAAUCCGCAAAGUAAGUUCAUUGGGUUGACUAUCUUGGACAAACUGAUCACUACAAAAUGGAAACUUUUACCAGAGGAACAGAGAGUGGGUAUUAGAAAUUUUGUCGUCGGUAUGAUCAUCACAAUGUGUCAGGACGAUGCAUUGUUCCACUCGCAGAAGAAUUUAAUAAACAAGUCUGAUCUGACUUUGGUGCAGAUCUUGAAGCAAGAGUGGCCCCAGAACUGGCCGGACUUUAUCCCGGAGUUGAUCGGUAGUUCGAACUCUUCGCUUAAUGUGUGUGAAAACAAUAUGAUUAUUUUGAAGCUGUUAUCUGAAGAAGUCUUUGAUUUUUCUGCCGAACAAAUGACUCAGGCCAAGUCAUUGCAUUUGAAGACUUCCAUGUCUAAAGAAUUCGAACAAAUUUUCAAAUUGUGUUACCAGGUACUUGAGCAGGGAUCCUCCACAUCAUUGAUUGUCGCUGCAUUGGAGUCCCUAUUAAGAUAUCUACAUUGGAUUCCUUACCGUUACAUCUAUGAAAGCAACAUCCUAGAGUUAUUGAGUACCAAAUUCCUGAUGUCUGCCGAAACAAGGGCCAUUACGCUGAAAUGUUUGACAGAAGUUUCGAAUUUGGAGAUUCCCCAAGACAAUGCAGCGAUCAAGACCCAGACAGUGUUAUAUUUCCAAAACAGCUUGCAACAGAUUGCGAAUAACGUGAUCCCAGUUACCGCUGAUUUGAGAGCAACUUACUCUACUGCUAGUGGCACCGAUCAAUCUUUCUUACAGGAUUUUGCAAUGUUUUUGACCACAUACCUAACGCGCCACAGAACCCUUUUGGAGGAUUUAUCUGCAAGUGACGGAAGUUUAAGAGAUUUACUUCUCAACUCUCACCAGUAUCUAAUUCAAUUGUCCAAGAUAGAGGAAAGAGAGCUGUUCAAGACGACUUUGGACUAUUGGCAUAAUUUGGUUGCUGCACUAUUUCUUGAAGUACAGCAAUUACCUCAUAACGAGAUGAAUCCUCUAAUGCAAUUAUCAAUGGGAUCUCAGUCCAUCACGAGUAACAGUGGUGCUCUAAACCCAGAGUUUUUGAAGAGGUUCCCUCUCAAGAAACACAUUUACGAUGAAAUUUGUUCGCAACUUAGAUGGGUUAUCAUCGAAAACAUGGUGAGACCAGAAGAAGUUCUGAUUGUGGAGAACGAUGAAGGUGAAAUUGUAAGAGAAUUCGUUAAAGAGUCUGACACUAUUCAGCUGUACAAAUCCGAAAGAGAGGUUUUAGUCUACUUGACACACUUGGACGUUAUAGACACGGAGGAGAUCAUGAUUAGCAAAUUAGCAAGACAAAUAGAUGGUUCAGAAUGGUCCUGGCACAAUAUCAACACUCUGUGUUGGGCUAUUGGUUCGAUCUCUGGUACAAUGAGUGAAGAGACCGAAAAACGAUUCGUUGUUACAGUCAUCAAGGAUCUUUUGGCACUAACUGAGAAAAAGAGAGGCAAAGAUAAUAAGGCUGUGGUAGCGUCUAACAUCAUGUACGUGGUUGGUCAAUAUCCUCGUUUUUUGAAAGCUCAUUGGAACUUUUUGAGGACAGUCGUCUUGAAACUAUUCGAGUUCAUGCACGAAACUCAUGAAGGUGUCCAAGACAUGGCGUGCGAUACCUUCAUUAAGAUUGUGCAGAAGUGCAAGUACCACUUUGUUAUUCAACAGCCCAGAGAGAGCGAGCCAUUCAUUCAAACAAUUAUAAAGGAUAUUCAAGAGACAACAGCAGAUCUACAACCGCAACAAGUUCAUACUUUCUACAAGGCAUGUGGUUUGAUCGUUAGUGAAGAAAGAAAUGUGGCUGAGAGAGAUAGGUUAUUAAGUGACCUAAUGCAGUUGCCAAAUAUGGCUUGGGACGCCAUUGUUGAGCAAUCUUCAGCUAAUCCUGACCUUUUGCUUGAUUCAGAGACCGUCAAAAUUAUUGCAAACAUUAUCAAAACAAACGUCGCAGUUUGUACAUCAAUGGGGGCAGAUUUUUACUCACAACUUGGUCACAUAUAUUACAACAUGCUUCAAUUGUACAGAGCCGUAUCUUCCAUGAUUUCUGUCCAAGUGGCUAAUGAUGGCCUAAUCGCAACCAAGACUCCUAAGGUCCGUGGUUUGAGAACGAUUAAGAAGGAAAUUCUAAAAUUGGUGGAGAUAUACAUUUCCAAAUCAAGGAACUUGGAUGAUGUCGUUAAAGUUCUGGUCGAGCCACUUUUAAACGCCGUUCUAGAAGAUUACAUGAAUAAUGUACCGGAUGCCAGAGACGCAGAAGUCCUGAACUGUAUGACUACAGUCGUCCACAAAGUGGGUCAUAUGAUCCCACAGGGAGUCAUUCUAAUUCUACAAAGUGUUUUUGAAUGUACUUUGAACAUGAUCAACAAGGACUUCACUGAAUACCCUGAACAUCGUGUCGAAUUCUACAAACUAUUAAAGGCGAUCAAUGAAAAAUCCUUCAACGCUCUCCUCGAGCUUCCACCUGCCGCAUUUAAGUUGUUUGUGGACUCACUAUGCUGGGCAUUCAAGCACAACAACCGUGAUGUGGAGGUCAAUGGUUUGCAAAUUGCUCUCGAUCUAAUCAAAAACAUAGAGAAGUUAAACGGCACACCUUUUGCUAAUGCAUUCUUCGAAAACUUCUACUUCACUUUUGUUAGUGAAACCUUCUACGUGUUGACCGAUUCUGAUCACAAAUCUGGCUUCUCGAAGCAAUCUCUGCUGUUAAUGAGAUUGAUUUCGCUCGUGGAAGAAAAUAAGAUUGCUGUACCAAUUUACUCAGAAAGUGAUGCUCCUCAGGGCACUUCGAACCAAGUAUAUCUGAAUGAGUACCUAGCUAACAUGCUUGGUAGUGCAUUCCCACAUCUGGCUAGGGAACAAAUUAUCAACUUUUUGUCGGCGUUGAUUAAGCAAUACAAAGAUCCAUCCAAGUUCAAUGGUACAUUAAGAGAUUUCUUGGUACAAAUCAAAGAAGUUGGAGGUGACCCAACCGAUUAUUUGUUUGCUGAAGAAAAGGAAAAAGCCUUGGUUGAGCAAAAUAGACUAGAUAAGGAGAGAGCUGCUAAGGUUGGUGGUUUGUUAAAACCAUCCGAGUUAGACGACGAUUAA
Messenger RNA from Torulaspora delbrueckii, 3270 nucleotides. RefSeq names its product exportin CRM1 (gene CRM1). The record is from RefSeq and is a predicted model, not a curated record. Lineage: Eukaryota; Fungi; Ascomycota; Saccharomycetes; Saccharomycetales; Saccharomycetaceae. Gene Ontology annotation, cellular component: cytoplasm; nucleus. Gene Ontology annotation, biological process: protein export from nucleus; ribosomal small subunit export from nucleus; ribosomal large subunit export from nucleus. Bases 1 to 3270 code for a protein of 1089 amino acids. Gene Ontology annotation, molecular function: small GTPase binding; nuclear export signal receptor activity. The transcript has a single exon.